UGUAGAAAGGAGGCCCCCGGGAUUCCUCCGCCCCUCCCUUGGCCAAAUCCUAGCUACGUGCCUGAAGUCAUGGCAAUGACAAUGAGUGCCCAUCACUCCUCAGACCCCAGGGUUUUGCAACUAGGAGGCAAGACAUGUGCUCUGACCACACAAGGUCCAACACUCUAUUCACUGAGCUACAGGACCAAAUAAUUGGCCCUUUUAAUUGCAGAAAAUAGCUUCAUUCACAUGACUAAGUGAAGAUGAAGUAAACAUAAAAUCUCAAAACUGAUCUUGUGAUAAUAGCAACAUUCCACUGUAAGAAUUUUUAUUGGCUGUUCUACUCAUAUUGUGGAUUCAGUGUUGCUACAGUGAAUCUCUUUGACACAAACAAGAUGGCUGAUGAUCUCUCUAUGACUGAUGAGCCCAAGACUGGCGAGGAUGGCACGAUCGAGUUCAAGGAAGACAAAGAGGUGACGAAGGCUCGUCAUGACAUCUUCAUUCAGGAGAUUGAGGCGAUGGACGACUACUGGGGCUCGACGUUCCGCACCAUUUACACCAAGGAGGAGCAGGAACAGUUCAUGCAGGAGCUCGACGAGCGUACGCGCGAGCACGACAAGAACAUCGAGCGCAUGUGCAACUUCCACUACCAGGGCUUCAUCGACUCGAUCCGUGAGCUGCUGCAGGUGCGCACCGAGGCUAGCAAGCUGAAGCGCGAGGUGGUCGGCGUCAACCAGGAGCUGACGGACGCCUCCCGGCAGCUGCUCAGGCACGGAGACGCGCUUUGCAAGGCGCGCCGCGUCCAGUCCAACAUCCACGAGGGCAUCGAGGCGCUCAAGGCCUGCCUGCCCGUGCUGGAGACGCACGCCCGACUGAAGAAACAGAUGGCGGAGAAGCGCUUCUACCCAGCGCUGAAGACGCUGGAGACCCUGGAGAGCACGAUGCUGCCGAAAGUGUCGGGCCACAAGUUCGCGCAGGUGAUCGCUGCAUCUGUGCCGAAAGCUCGCGCUAACAUCCAGGCGGCAGCCAUGUCCGACCUGAAGGAUUUCCUGGAGGUGGUGCGCCGCGAGUCUCCGCGUAUUGGCGAGGUGGCCAUCCGGCACGCGGACGAGCAGUAUGGCACCGACCCGGCGGCAGAAGAGCGCGCCGCCAACAAGCGGCACACGCUGGCCUUCCUCGGCGAGGAGCCGCUGGCGCCGGAGACACUGUACCAGACCGAGGGCGAUGAGGACGAGCGGGUGGCCCAGGAGCUGGUCAACUUCUCGCCUGUCUACCGCUGUCAGCACAUCUUCACCGCGCUGGGUGCCAAGGACACGUUCCGCGCCUACUACGUGAAGCAGCGACAGAAGCAGGCGGGCCUGGCGCUGCAGCCGCCGGCGGGUAUGCACGACACGCUGACUGCGCUGCAUGACUACCUGCACGGCGUGGCCGGCUUCUUCGUGGUGGAGGACCACAUCCUGAACACGACCACGGAUCUAGUGACGCGCACAGAGCUGGACCAGCUGUGGGCGAGUGCUCUGGCCAAGCUGACGACGGCGCUGCAGUCUCACGCUGCCUGCCUCACGGACGCCAACACGCUGCUCACCUUCAAACAGCUGGUGAUGGUGUUUAGCCACGCACUGCGCAACUAUGGCUUCUCGGUGCAGCCGCUGCACGACCUGCUGCUGGAGGUGCGCGACCACUACAGCGAGGUGCUGAUGCAGCGCUGGGUGGCCGUCUUCCGCGACAUCUUCGACAAGGACAACUACCACCAGGUGCAGGUGGACACGACGCGCGAGUACGAGCAGAUCCUGCAGGUGUUCCCCUACUCGAGCGAGGCGCUGGAGAAGGCGCCGCUGCCGCGCCGCUUCCCCUUCUCGCUGAUGGUGCCGAAGGUGUACUCGCAGGUGAAGGAGUUCAUCCACUCGUGCCUGCGCUUCUCCGACGGUCUGAACCUGAGUCAGAGCGAGCGGGACGACAUGCUGCGCCGCUCGACUAAUGUGUUGCUUACGCGCACACUGGCUGGAUGUCUGACUACCCUGGUGCGCCGGCCCGGCCUGAGCCUGCUGCAGCUCAUCCAGGUGACCAUCAACACGAUAUACCUGGAGCAGGCCAGCGUCUACCUGGAAGACGUCAUCACCGAGCUGACCGGCUACAACCCGAAGCAGGAGGGCGGCGUCCACUCGCGCCUCCAGGGCCGCUCCAUGUUCAAAGACGUGCGCGCGGAGACCGAGCAGCAGAUCUACAUGCAGCUGCAGACGAAGAUUGACGAGUUCCUGAGUCUGGCGGCCUACGAUUGGCUGCUGGCGGAGUCGGACGGCACGGCGUCGCCCUAUCUGGUGGACCUCAUCUACUUCCUCAACAGCACGUUCACGGCGUUCACCAACCUGCCGGCCAAGGUGGCUCAGACGGCGUGUAUGAGCGCGUGCCAGCACAUCGCGCGGGGUCUGCUGGCCGUACUGCUGGGGGAGGAGGUGAAGCAGCUCUCCCUGGGCGCGCUGCAGCAGCUCAACCUGGACGUCAUACAGUGCGAGCAGUUUGCUGCCUCGGAGCCUGUGGCCGGGUUCGAGGAGGGCGCGCUGCAGAUGUGUUUCGCCGACCUGCGCCAGCUGCUGGACUUGGUCCUCGAGUGGGACUGGACCACCUAUUUCCAGGAGUACGGUACCGGGGACGGUCGGUACGGUCGCGUCAGUCCGGCGCGCGCGGCGGUGAUUGUGGAGAAACUGCGAGAGGCCGACAAGAGGAACAUGUUCUCCGUGCUGAAGAAGGCCGAGAGAGAUAGGAAGAAGCUGCAGGAGACGGUGCUGCGCCAGCUGCGACAGCUGGCCGGCAAGGAGCUGUGAUGACGGCAGGAGAGACAGACGGACAGAUAUACCCACAUCCUGAGGGGGAAGCCUACAGGCAUACGUCAUACUGACAGACGAGCGGACUUUCAGGCAUUCUGACGGACAAUAGACAGACUGAAGGACAUACUGGCGCAGGGCUUACACAUACACACAUACUGACGGACGAGUGCACUCGAUGUGCAGAGCAAGAUGUAAGGUGCCUUACCUUAUUUGGUAUCGAAGGGCUUUAAAUGCACUUAGCGUAUCACUGAAAAAGAACACUGGCAGCUUACUUCUGGGGUGUUGAUACGGUUCUUGGGCGCCGAUUAUUGGGCUGCUCGUACUUUAUAUGACGGUCCGGAUCUGUAGGCGGCGCCACUGUAGCUGAGUGGGACCAGAGGCAGCUUUGCUUCCAUAACCUGUUGGUCUUCCAUUUGUACGUUGACGUCGGUGUAGUGAUCUGUAUUUUGUGGCCGGUAGCACACCAGGUCGACCCUUUUGUCGUCCUGUGUGCGCCCUACGUUUGUUAGUGCCUUGUCAUCUCGAUAUCAGGACAAAUUUGGCCAUUGAGUGAACGGUUACAUUCCCGGGGAAACAUUCGGUGGUGAAGGGUUGCUUAUUGUGUGUGCUGUACCGUACGUCGAACAAAACUUGUUGAUAUAUGCAGUACUUAGUUCAUGUUUUGUAUUGUUCGACGCUUUGUGUAACACCAUGGGAUCUAGCGAUAUUCAUUAUUAUUAUUAUUUUUUUUUUUGUAAAAGCGCUGUAUGUCGAUAACAUUGCCAAUAAGAGCGCCAAUACCUGAGCACCUGCACCGCUAGGCGUUCUUGGCACGGUAUUGCUGUCCAGCCGCUGUUAGGUAUCGUUCUCUUUCCAUGCUUACCUUCUAAAGUCUGUUUCCUGAGCAGCUCUCCAUAAUAUGUACUUAGCACAAUACCGGUUGUGAUGAUCUUGUUGCCAGCACCUAGGCUGUAGAGUGUAAGUCGUUUUUGUAUGCGGCUUGCACAGUUUUUACUGAAUAUCGUAUUUUGGCUGGUUAUUUUAUAUGAGUGCACUGUUACUAAUAUAUCAAUAUUAAUGGUUGUUUAAGAAGUUAGUGUUUGUACGUCUUGUUAUUCUACUAGAAAUACAUAUCGAUGUUUGCA
Amphibalanus amphitrite is the source of this 3928-nucleotide messenger RNA. Its product is annotated as exocyst complex component 6B-like. The coding region runs from base 375 to 2801 and encodes 808 amino acids. Gene Ontology annotation, cellular component: membrane; exocyst. The record is from RefSeq and is a predicted model, not a curated record. The transcript has 5 exons. Gene Ontology annotation, biological process: Golgi to plasma membrane transport; intracellular protein transport; exocytosis. NCBI's taxonomy places the organism in Eukaryota, Metazoa, Arthropoda, Thecostraca, Balanomorpha, Balanidae.